Molecule: messenger RNA, 2476 nt
Organism: Pollicipes pollicipes
Lineage: Eukaryota; Metazoa; Arthropoda; Thecostraca; Pollicipedomorpha; Pollicipedidae
Product: leukocyte elastase inhibitor
Exons: 4
Coding region: 187-1326 (379 amino acids)
Molecular function (GO): serine-type endopeptidase inhibitor activity
Source: RefSeq, a predicted model, not a curated record
UGUAUGCCGCGAGGCGUCAACGAGGGUUAACAGUCAAAGCUUUGCGUGUUAUUGGACGGUGAACAGUGUCGCUUCGGAUUCUGGCUUCAUCGCUUCGUCACUACUAAAAGUGAGCCAAACCGGACGUCAACUACAAUCUUAAGUAACCGAGUUCGCUCUACUCCCACUCAACACUACGAGGACAUCAUGAGACGCAAUGCAGGAGCCUGGCUGGCGCCACUCCUGCUGUUGGCCACGCUGGGAGGCGCCUGUGUGCCCACUGACCUGGACAUGAAGCUGCUGAAGGAGGUGACGUCGGGUCCGGUGGCCAACCACGUGAUCUCACCGUUCCUGAUGUCGCUGCUGAUGUCGCAGGUCUGGCUGGGCGCCAGAGGUGCCACCAGAGCCGAGAUGACGCCUGUGCUGGGAAUGUCCGGCCCAAAAGACACAUCGUUCCUCCAUGGCUACCGCUCGGCCUUGGCGGUCCUGUCUGGAGCCAGCAAAGGCGUCACGACGUCAGUAUACAACAGGAUCUAUCGCAAGCACAGCUUCAGUGUGCGCCGCACCUUCAGCGACCUUUUAGCGCGCUACUACGGAGCCGAAGUGGAGGUGCUACCAAGAGACGCCGGGAAGGCCGCUGAGGUCAUCAACAACCAGGCGUCGGCGGCAACGCGCGGACACAUCAAGGACCUGGUUACAAGUGAUGACCUCAGCAACGCUGAACUGGUGCUCUUCAGCGCCGUGUAUUUUAAGGGCACCUGGCUUUAUCGCUUUGACAAGGCCGGACAGAAGCCGUUUUUGACACCGCGCGGCGAUCGGCCGACAAACAUGAUGAAGCUGAAGGCGGAGCUUGGCUACACCAGCCGACCACACUUCGAUGUAGUAUCAUUGCCGUACCAAAACAAAGAUUACAGUUUGCUAGUGCUGCGCCCGCACAGUCGCUCGCUGGUUGCAGUGGCCAGGCUGCAGAAGUCCCUGGACGGCUUGGACGUGUCCCGGUUAUACAGCCAAAUGAGUCAGCAGACAGUCCGUGUACUGAUGCCGCCCUUCAAGAUCGAGCGUCGCUAUGAGCUGCCCGCCCACAUGCGGAGCCUAGGCAUCCGGAGGAUUUUCCAAAGGAAUGCGGAGUUCGGCGGCAUAACGUCGCGAAACAUCUUCGUCAGCAACAUCAUCCACAAGGCGGUAAUGGAAGUGAACGAGAAUGGUACAACGGCAGCGGCGGCUGGAGUGGUCGUUAUCAAAUAUUCGGGGCCCGUGAAAUUCACUGCAGACAGACCAUUUUUCGUCUUCCUCUACCACAAGCGUGAAAAAAUUACCUUGUUUGCUGGAUUGGUGGCUAAUCCUUGAGAGAAUAUCAUGCGCAUUGAGUUCACUCUUGUACGGUAUUCAUCCGCCAUUUUUGUUUUUUUAACCUUCAGCAGAAAGCACUGGUUCUUUUUUCCGUUCAAACCGCGUGUUUCAAUAAUAGCGGGUGUUGGUGCUGGCUUUAGUGAACGCACAGAAAACACGUUGACUUAAAAUAAGCUGCUAAUAAAAGAAGCCCACUGAACGGGUUAUUUGUGUACAAGAAGGCUGGCUCCAUGAAGAUUGAACGUCUCUCGUUCACGCCUGUUUUCAAAAUCAUUCCAGCGGUUCUUGACUCCAUAGUUGCACGCGUAAUCUGCUCUCGCGAAAUAGUCUCCUUCCAGGGGCAGUGAAUGCGCGUCACUAUACUCUUUUGUGGCAGCAAAUGCUCUACCUGCCAUUUGAAUUACAAUAUUUUAUCCUUAUUGGUCUUUUAUCAUCCACGACAUCGGGGAUUAACAUCCUCGAAACACAUUGCCCCAUGAUCCUGUCAUUUGAUAACAAUACUGCGGAUUACGCACCUGCGACGACCAACAACGCACGCACCUGAUAAACGUAUAAUACAAGGUCAGGAUUGGUGGAACAUUCCCUUCCUCGAAGCACAUUUCAUCGAAAUUAGGCUGACCUCUGACCGAUAUCCCGAACAAUUCGAGUGCCUCAUAAAAGGGAGCUCAAACUCCGACAGUGUUUUGUGAUGACGACGUUAAACCGUUCAGUUCAUCCGUUUGUACCCACAAUGCAGGUCUGAUGAAUCAGCAACAGCCCUAACUUAAGGUAAUGUUGCGCACUUGUUGAUAUGAAAGCAGACCCCAGGACUCUGGCUAUACUUUAAGUAGAGAAUACCGCUCUAGACAGCAGAUCUUUUCAAUUUAGCAACUGUGAUCUUGAAUAUGUAUUCUUUGAUUGCGUGAUGGGAAGUUUGUAUGACAUUAAAGGUGUUGCCAAACUGGCCGCACGAAAUGGUCACCCUAGCACUCACCCGUAGUUCUUCAACUCGCCGAGAGAUGGCAGUGGCGGUGCUGGACGUGUUUGCUGGAGUAGACAUUGUUAGGUGCUCCUAUUUUGACCCUCCCUCGUUCUUGUAUAUUUAUCCGCGAGUUUAAUGCGUUUAUUGCAUUCACAUGCCCGGUUAUGACGCUAUUCUUAAGUUUUC